CGCGCGCGCAGUUUGUGUUCCGUGGGCAGUGGGCGGCAAAUUGGUUCUUUAUUCUAUGGGGCGGCGUUGGUUGACGUUGUCGUUGAAGCUUUGGUUUUAUUAGUUGUCAACAUAGUCUUGCGCACCGACACGCAAAGCCCUCCGAUUAUGGCGAGUUCGUCCUCCGGCAUAGUCUCCGAUGACGACUCCGACGAGACAAGAACUUUCCUCCGGUCCAGCCCUGAAACAACGUCCAGGGCCUCUUACGCCGCUAGGCUCGCCGCCGAGGCUUCGCAGAUGAACACGCAAGCGGUAGAACUUGAUGUUCGGAAGGUAUUCGAUUACCUGAGGCCCAGCCGAGUAGAAAAGUUUCGGGAAGCGAUGGAUAGGUCCAUGCUCAAGCUGACCAUCUCAGCAGAGAAGGCCCAGAGUCGGCUGGGGGAAGGCCAUGAUAUAUUAGCCAAUAGGAAGUGGGCCAAAGAAUGCCAGUCCACGGCAGUCGCUUGUGCGUGACAUCGUCAACUGUAAGCGAAUCCGGAAGGCCACCAGUGAGGAAUUGACCUGGGAAGGCUUUGACUUCGAGAAGCUACGAAAGCAGCAGGAGCUUUUGAGCAAAGCAGCCGACGGCUUCGACGCAGACAUCAAAGAGUUGCAAGAGCGCAUCGGGCGUCUGUGACAAGUUUGGCCGAGUGUAUAUAUAGCCUUCGAGUGUUCUGUAUUCGUAAUAAAAUUAUCAGUUUCUUGUUAGUGUUACAAAGUGUGUGGUGCAAAUGUUUUC
Dermacentor silvarum is the source of this 757-nucleotide messenger RNA. RefSeq lists its product as uncharacterized. Lineage: Eukaryota; Metazoa; Arthropoda; Arachnida; Ixodida; Ixodidae. The transcript is spliced from 5 exons. The record is from RefSeq and is a predicted model, not a curated record. The coding region runs from base 148 to 492 and encodes 114 amino acids.